This is a messenger RNA of Telopea speciosissima, 1400 nucleotides long. Its product is annotated as UDP-glucose iridoid glucosyltransferase-like. The transcript has 2 exons. The coding region runs from base 1 to 1356 and encodes 451 amino acids. Gene Ontology annotation, molecular function: UDP-glycosyltransferase activity. Lineage: Eukaryota; Viridiplantae; Streptophyta; Magnoliopsida; Proteales; Proteaceae. The record is from RefSeq and is a predicted model, not a curated record.
AUGGAGAAGCAGCAAGGAAGAAGAAGAUCUAGUGGUGGUGUUGGUGGUCACUUGGUACUUGUCCCAUGUCCCCUGCAAGGCCACAUGAACCCUAUGCUUCACUUAGCCACCCUUCUUCACUCCAAAGGCUUCUCUAUCACAAUUGUUCAUACACAAUUCAAAUCACCAAAUCCUUCCAAAUACCCACCUGACAUCAACUUUGAAUCCAUCUCUGAUGGAAUAUCAGAAGGUGAGGAGUCCAAUUUAGUAUCUCUCAUCUUAAAAAUCAAUCGAAAUUGUGAAGAUCCAUUUCGUGAUUGCUUGUUGCGAAUCCAGUCCGACCGCGAAAAAGACCCCAUUUUGGGUAUCAUCCAUGAUGUUGGCUUGUAUUUUGCAUCAACCAUUGCAGAUGAAAUGAAGCUCCCUAGGUUUGCCUUCAGAACAAACAGUGUGACUUUCUUUGUUGGUUAUUUGCUUACCAUGCAAAAGGGUUGUUGUCAUCCAAUCAAAGGUGAGGAAUUGGAAGAACCAGUAACUGAGCUACCAUUCCUUAGAAUGAAGGAUCUUCCAGAGGUCAAAUCAUCUGACUUGCAUAUACAAGUUAUUCGCAUGGCUGAUACUACAAGGACUGCAACUGGAGUAAUUUGGAAUUCCUUGAAGCAACUUGAAGAAAAUGCAUUACACUUGAUAGAACAUGAACUUAAUUCUGUUCCUGUCUUCCUUGUUGGUCCUCUCCAUAAAUACUCAUCCAUAGAAGAAACAGAUAGAAGUUGCAUUACUUGGCUAGACACCCAAACACCUAACUCUGUUAUCUACAUAAGCUUUGGUAGUUUAGUUAACAUCAGCAGAAGUGAAUUGGUGGAGAUGGCUUGGGGGUUAGCCAACAGUAAACAACACUUCUUAUGGGUGGUAAGACCUGGUUCAGUCCAGAGCUCAAAAUGGGUAGAAGAACUGAUACCCAAAGAGUUUGAAGAGCUAACAAGUGAAAGGGGUCAGAUUGUGAAAUGGGUACCUCAACAGGAAGUGUUAGCCCAUCCUGCAAUUGGAGGUUUUUGGACACAUUCUGGUUGGAAUUCAACAUUGGAGAGUUUAACUGAAGGGGUACCUAUGCUUUGUUCACCUCACUUUGGUGACCAAAGGAUAAAUGCUAGACUUGUAAGCUGUGUGUGGAAAGUGGGAAUAGAAAUAGCUAAUAAUGAAAGAGGAUUGAUAGAGAAGAGCAUAAGAAGAAUUAUGGUUGACAAAGAGGGGAUGGAGAUGAAGGAAAGAGCCAUGGAUCUUAAGGGAAAGAUACAACUUUCUCUCAACAAAGCUGGUUCUUCUAAUGUCUCUUCAGAGAAGUUGACAAAUUUUAUCAGAAAUGGAUAUAUAGAAUAAUAAUAAUGUUCAUGGGCAGCUUUUAAAUCUUAUAAAUAAAAGUA